GUAUACUCAACGAAAUCCAUCGGCUGUACACUCGUUCGAAAGCUAUGCACCAUCCCUACGUGUCUGCAGAGUUUGCGACGGAUCGGUGGAUCAGGCGAAGAGAUAUUCGAUCGCAAAUCGGUAGGAGAAGCACAAUCCCAUCCAAGCUCCUCAGCUCCCGCAGCCGGCUGUGCCGGGAAGGAAUCCGCGGCACCGCGGCGGGGCGAUUCGAAGACCGUUGGAUGUGGCUGGAUCGAGCGGACCACAUUCAAUGUGGGGGGCGCUGAUGGGGGCAAUCCGAGACGAGGCCGUAUGGACCAAUCAGCGCGAGGCGUUGGGCUCUCCUCGUCUACGUGCCGUCGCCACAAUUUAAGCACGGCUUCCUCCGCCACGACCUCCACACAUCACCAGCGCACAGCUCUCCUCAUCGGCGCACCCGAGCUCGCCCUCUCCUUCCUCAUCGAGGCCCGAGUCCUGCUCUGAUGGCGACCGACGUGGCUGAGACUCCCGCGCCGUUGGUGGAUGCGGCCCCUGAGGCGCCCGCGGACACCCCGGCGGCGCCUGCUGUUGACGCGAAGCCGGCCAAGGCCAAGAAGGCCACAGCGCCGAAGAAGCGCGCCAGCCCGACCCAUCCGCCGUACGCCGAGAUGGUCUCGGAGGCGAUCGCGUCGCUCAAGGAGAGGACGGGGUCCAGCAGCUUUGCUAUUGCCAAGUUCUUGGAGGACAAGCACAAGGACAAGCUCCCGCCCAACUUCCGCAAGCUUCUGAACGUUCAGCUCAAGAAGCUCGUCGCCGGCGGCAAGCUGACCAAGGUGAAGAACUCGUACAAGCUGUCGUCCGCCACCAAGCCAAAGGCCGCCCCGAAGAAGACCAAGACCGGCGUGAAGAAGCCCAAGGCCGCUGCCAAACCGAAGGCCAAGUCCCCCGCGAAGCCCAAGCCCGCCACAAAGCCCAAGGCGGCCGCGAAGCCCGCUUCCAAGCCGAAAGCAGCAGCAAAACCCAAGGCACCAGCCAAGCCCAAGGCCAAGCCUGCUGCCAAGGCGAAGCCCAAGGCUGCCGGCGCUAAGCCGAAGCCAGCUGCCAAGAAGGCCGGCCGCCCCGCCAAGGCGGCCAAGACGUCGGCCAAGGCCACGCCAGGAAAGAAGGCGCCGGUGGCCAAGAAGCCCGCGGCCGCCGCGAAGAAGGCGCCGGUAGCCAAGAAGGCCGCUCCGGCGAAGAAGGCGGCUGCCCCUGCCCGAAAAGCGCCGUCUCGGAAGGCGAAGAAGUAGAGGAGGGGUAGGCGUCGGAGAAAUGUAGGGUUUGGUUCUCGUAUUACGCUAGAUGUUUGCUCUCCCUUUAGCCUAGGUGGUGUCUGUGUGUGCAAUGUUGUAAAUUUGAUAUCGGAUGCUGGGAACACUAAGUCAAUCUUUCAGUAGCUGUUGUGAAUGGUCGGUGGCGAACGAUGACGAUGGAGUUUUUGUUAUUUUU
This is a messenger RNA of Zea mays, 1446 nucleotides long. The record is from RefSeq and is a predicted model, not a curated record. NCBI's taxonomy places the organism in Eukaryota, Viridiplantae, Streptophyta, Magnoliopsida, Poales, Poaceae.